Messenger RNA from Halichondria panicea, 1626 nucleotides. RefSeq names its product neurogenic locus notch homolog protein 2-like. Gene Ontology annotation, molecular function: calcium ion binding; Notch binding. Gene Ontology annotation, biological process: Notch signaling pathway. The coding region runs from base 91 to 1500 and encodes 469 amino acids. The record is from RefSeq and is a predicted model, not a curated record. NCBI's taxonomy places the organism in Eukaryota, Metazoa, Porifera, Demospongiae, Suberitida, Halichondriidae. The transcript is spliced from 5 exons.
AAUGAAAGUGACAGGACUAUAUUAUUACUAUAUAUAUGCUGUUAACAGAUCAAACCCAAGAAAGUUUCUGGCUAUAUUAAACUACUGAGAAUGAGUGUCCUUGUAUUGUGUAUGAGCUGCCUGUGUCUAUGGCUAGGGAAGCUCAGUGUACUGGUGUCUGCAGACUAUGUGGUGCAAGUGGAGAUGGUCUCCUACAGUCAUCCAUCCAACACGGUCUCUGAAGGUCAAUGUUGUGAUUCACCAUGGGGAUUCAAUGGUGUAGUACCAUGUAGGGGAGGGGAGCGCUGUGACACCUACUUCAUCUACUGCCUGUUGCCACAUUCCAGUACUGCUACAGAGUGUUCCAAUAAUGAACUUACUACACGCAGUAACGUUAUCUGGAAUGGUGGAGCAGACAUUGAUUUCUCACAACCUACUGUAUUUGGACUCUCUAAUCCGUUCAAUCUGGCUGGAAUAACAACAACCUGGGAGGCCGGAGCUGAGCUUUAUGUAGAAGUGUUUGAUUCUGAUGGCAAUCCAGAUGAUCUUAUUGUGCAGUAUCAAAUUAAUCCAAGUCCCUCAGUUGGAUCAACAAUCACAUUUUCUACCUCAUCAAGUACCAUGACUGCUGCUAUCACUGUGAAUACUACUGUGCUAUGUGCUCCAUUCUACUCCGGAAGCAGUUGUGAGAUUUUCAGUCACUGUGAGUCCAGUGCUGUCACAUGCAGUGAACGAGGAACGUGUACAAACGGCCUUGAUUCCUACACCUGUGUCUGCAAUACUGGCUAUACUGGUGCUGAUUGUGAGGUGGAUAUUGAUGAGUGCUUGCUAAUGGAGAGUGUGUGCAGUGGCCAUGGUAACUGCUCUCAUGGAAUAGCCUCCUUCACCUGCUCAUGUGAUCCUGGCUACACUGGUGCUGAUUGUGAGACUGACAUUGAUGAUUGUGAUGCAAUAAACUGUAGUAGAAAUGGUGGUUGUGUUGACAUGGUGAACAUGUUCCUAUGUGACUGUGAACCUGGCUACACUGGUGCUGAUUGUGAGACCAACAUUGAUGAUUGUGUGAAUAGGAACUGCAGUGGAAAUGGUGUGUGUGUGGAUGGUGUCAACUCGUUCAGUUGUGAAUCGUUGCGUGGUGCUCCAGGGGAUCUGAUAGGAGGAACGGUGGGAGGUCUCCUAGUGCUGAUGCUGAUACUCCUGCUCCUGAUAGUGGUCGUGGUGGUGUGUGUGCGGAGAAGAGCUCAGGGGAAGACCAUUCAAGACACUCACUCGCAAGUUGACAACAUUUCCUACAUUCCAGGAGACAACCCAGUGUAUGGGAUUCCUGAGAACAGGACUAACAGAACAAAUACAAUCACUUCAGAAACAGCAGCAGAGUUUGACAACCCGAUAUAUGGCAGCCAAGAAUCACUCAACGAUGCAGAACUGGUCAAUUCAAUUUAUGGAGAUGCAGAUUUCGAGGACGUACCUUAUGAACUGGCCCCUGCAAUAUCAGACUAUGAAACACCUAGUACCUGUGUAUGACAAUGUACAGAAACUGAGCAGUACAACCAGCUUUUAGUGUUUACUUAAUCAGUACUGCAGUUUAGAUCAAAGCUAUCUAACUGCAGCACUCUAAGUCUUACUUGCCGUCUAUGAAUGGUAACUCAA